Molecule: messenger RNA, 2158 nt
Organism: Phyllopteryx taeniolatus (common seadragon)
Lineage: Eukaryota; Metazoa; Chordata; Actinopteri; Syngnathiformes; Syngnathidae
Gene: itgbl1
Product: integrin, beta-like 1
Exons: 11
Coding region: 262-1713 (483 amino acids)
Biological process (GO): integrin-mediated signaling pathway; cell-matrix adhesion; cell adhesion mediated by integrin
Cellular component (GO): focal adhesion; integrin complex; cell surface
Molecular function (GO): integrin binding
Source: RefSeq, a predicted model, not a curated record
UACAUUCUUAAACUGGUGAGUGAACUUUGCAGUUUGGCAGUUUUCCCCCCGUGGAACUCUUGGCCAGGACUGCGCCUGAGAGUCACAACUAAUGAAAGGCACUCGCAAGAGAAGCGAUCGGGCCAGCCUGCUGCUUUUUCUCUCCACCUUGCGGAUUCUCUGCCCUCCUUUUUUCUUCUUCUUCCUGCAACUGUCAGCGAAGGGAGAGUGGGAAAAUUCCUUCGAGCUACUUUAACUCCGGGUUGACUGUGGGAUCCAAACAUGCACACUGAAGUUUGGGCGCAGCCCUUGCUAGUGCCGCUGAUUCUAAUUCUGCUCUCGAGUGCAUUGCUACAGACUGUGAGCCAGGCGACUGGCGUGUGUCGACUGUCUGCCGAGUCGUCGCUGCGUCGGUGCCGGACGCCCGAUGGCAACAUCUGCAGCGCGAGGGGCAAGUGCGACUGCGGCGUGUGCGUGUGCCAGGCGUCCGAUCCAGGAAAAUUCUAUGGGCCUCGCUGCCAGUGCCAUGACUGGGUCUGUGCCACACACAAUGAAAAAAAUUGUAAUGAUCACGGCUACUGCGACUGCGGGAAGUGCGAGUGUGACGACGGCUGGUUCGGAGAGGCCUGCCAAUUCCAAGAGGAGUGCAACCUUUCGGCUAAGAAGAGCAGGGAGCAGUGCAGAAACCCGCAGGGCGUCUUGUGCUCCAACAGAGGGACUUGCCACUGUGGCAGCUGCAUGUGCAACAACAAGGACAACAAGAGCCUGGUGACGGGACGCUUCUGCGAGUGCGACGACAGCGAGUGUCUGGACGAGGACACCGGUGACGUUUGCGGAGGCCACGGCCAGUGUUACUGUGGCAACUGUUACUGUGCUGCUGGUUGGCAUGGCGACAAAUGUGAAUUCCAGUGCGACAUCAGCCCGUGGGAGAGCAAGCGCAGAUGCUCAUCGCCAGACGGCAAAAUCUGCAGCAACCGAGGCACAUGUGUGUGCGGGGAGUGCAGCUGUUAUGACGUGGAUCCGUCCGGCGACUGGGGCGAUAUUCACGGCGACACCUGCGAGUGCGACGAAAGGAACUGCCACGCCACCUACGACCGAUACACUGAUGACUUCUGCUCAGGUCACGGCCAGUGUCACUGCGGCAGGUGCGACUGCAAGGACGGCUGGACCGGAAGGAAGUGCGAGCAUCCGCUCUCUUGCUCCGUGUCUCUGGAUAGCAGCCUGAAGAAGUGCCGGGGAACGUCCAGACUGCCCUGUUUCGGACGAGGUCAGUGCCAGUGCGGGCAGUGUACUUGUCACCCACCUGGGGACAGUCGAGUUCACGGCAAGAACUGCGAGUGCGACGACCGGCAGUGCGAGGACCUCUCCGGGGAAGUGUGCGGAGGUCACGGAUACUGCUCGUGCGGGCGCUGCAUCUGCCAGGAGGGUUGGUUCGGCAAGCUGUGCCGCUUCCCCAGAUCAUGUGACUUAAGUGACGCCCAGAGCAAGGAGCAAUGCGAGACCGCCGAUGGAGUCGUCUGCAGUGGCAAAGGUUCCUGUCACUGUGGCCAGUGCAUCUGUUCCAGCAAAGACUGGUGGGUUUCCGGAGAGUUCUGCGAGUGUGACGACAGAGUGUGUGACAAACACGAUGACCUCGUGUGCACAGGGAACGGACUGUGCAACUGCGGCACCUGCGAGUGCUGGGACGGCUGGACCGGCAACGCUUGCGAAAUCUGGGUCGGGGCCGAGUACUGACACCGCGAUGACCACCAUGAAGAAGCAAAACAAUUGGACUUGGUUUUAUGUCUUGUAUUGUACUGGUUACAAGCUUUUGUUUGCAAAAUUGGGUUUACACCAAACUUCUGAUACAUAAACAUUUAUUUGUGUUUUUUAAUAAGGUACCUAUAACAGCUUAUAUGCAAAAUCGGAUGCAAGUCGACAAAUUCACAUGAACGAGGCAAUAGAGGCAGACACUUUGCGUUGUUUGAGCUUUUUUAUUUCUUUUUUCUUUUUUUUUAAAUAAUAAAACAUUAACUGUGCCGCAUGACACGACAUUUGCAUGGAAAACAAUGCGAAUAAGACCUUAACAUACAUAGAUGGUUACAAAUUUGGUAACAUGACAUAACUCCAAAUGGGCAUACUUGCAAUGGUAUAUAGUGUUAUAUAUUUGUUUUUAAAAAAUAAAUCAUUUCAAUAGUGA